Molecule: messenger RNA, 388 nt
Organism: Lepidothrix coronata (blue-crowned manakin)
Lineage: Eukaryota; Metazoa; Chordata; Aves; Passeriformes; Pipridae
Product: DLA class II histocompatibility antigen, DR-1 beta chain-like
Biological process (GO): antigen processing and presentation; immune response
Cellular component (GO): MHC class II protein complex; membrane
Source: RefSeq, a predicted model, not a curated record
UCCGGCGCUGGGCAUGGAGCGUGUGCGGGGAGCUGGGGCCGUGCUGGCGGUCCUGGUGCUGCUGGGAGCCCCCCCGGCUGCGGGCGAGGAGCUGUCGGGGGUGUUCCAGCAGAUGAGAAAGUACGAGUGUCACUUCAUCAACGGCACCGAGCGGGUGAGGCUCGUGGCGAGGUUCAUCCGCAACCGCAAUCAGUACGUGCACUUCGACAGUUAUGUGGGGGUCUUUGUGGGGGACACCCCACGUGGGGAGAAGGUUGCCAGGAAAUGGAACAGCGACCAGGAACUUCUGGAGCUCGCAAGGUCUUCAGUGGACAGGUACUGCCGGUACAUGGAGGUGUUCACCCCAUUCAGCAUGGAGAGGAGAGCCAAUCCCAGCGCUUCUCUCUGA